GUUGCGGUAAAUUAAAGUUGAAUUUUGUCAGUGUUAAAUUUGAGAGAAAAGGAAAAAUUCCGCCAGUAACAAUGAAUCGCGAUUGCAUACUCAGUGAGGGUGUUCUCGAGAAAAUUAUGAAUGGUGCCACCAUUCCAUACCCUGUACUUCAAGUUUUGGGAAGCAAAAAAAUGGUUUCUAACAACAUUAAGGAUAGUGAACGCCUGAGACUCCUGCUUUCUGAUGGAAAAUAUAAAAUAAACGUGGCAAUGUUUACUGUUCCUGCGAACAAUCAAGAUGCGCUGGAACUGUACUCGGUCAUCAAACUAAUCCGCUAUUUUUCCAACGUCAUUAGGAGUAAAGACAAGCGUGACAUGCGCGUGUUAAUUAUUUUGGAACUUGAGCUGAUUUAUGAAGGACGCACUGUAGGGCGCACUAUUGGAGAUCCAACCACAUUAACUGACAAUGAGUUUCCAACUUCUCAAAGUUCAGACAGUUCAAAUUUUGCCGGCUCUUCAAUCACUCUAUACCGCCGCAAAAAUGAGAAUGGGGACUUAUUUGGGGACACGAAAACAAUCAGCCCCAUUGCUAGUCUCAAUCCGUUUCACAACAACUGGAUUAUUAAAGCGAGAGUUAUCAAUAAAACUUCCAUUCGUCACUGGUGUAACUCCAGAGGUGAAGGAAAAUUGUUUAGUUGUGAUUUGGUCGACAGAAGCGGUGAAAUCAGAUGUACAGCGUUCAAAGAACUGGCAGAUAAAUUCUAUGAGUGUUUAAACGUUGAUAAAGUUUAUUAUAUUAGUAGGUGUCUUUUGCAACCAAUCAAUCGCCAGUUUUGUAACUUAAAACACGACUUUGAGAUGACCACGACCCCCGAGACGCAAGUCGAGGAGUGCUUGGACGACGAUCUCUUGAUACCCAAAGUCAACUAUAAUUUUACUACGCUUGAUAAAGUUGCUGCGAUGGUCGGCGGAACUAUCGUCGAUGUAAUUGCGGUUUGUAAGUCUGUCUCUGAACUUCAAACCUUUACGUCUAAAUCCACCAAUCGUGACUUGAAGAAAAAAGAAGUUUUGUUGGUUGACCAAUCAAAAACAGGGAUUUGUUUGACUUUAUGGGGGAUGAAUGCUGAGUCUUUUAAUCACUCUGAUCAGCCGGUCGUUUCUCUCAAAAAUGCUAAAAUUUGCGAAUUUCGCGGAAACAAAACAAUAACUCCGGUUAUGGGUAGUCUGCUUAAAGUUAACCCAGAUAUUCCAGACGCGUAUAAAUUGAGAAAAUGGUUCGAUUUAGAUGGAAAUCAAAUCGAAUUUAACAACGUCAGCGCUAAAACAACCAUUGGUAACGUUCCAUGGAUGACUUUCAAAGAAGCCCAACGUUAUAGUCAAGACCACGGCGAUCAAGGAUUCUAUUUCCAGACUUACGCCACAAUUCUUCUAAUCCGUGUAGACAGAGCUGUCUACAAAUCCUGUCCAACCCCAGAAUGCCAGAAAAAAGUCAUAGAUCUAGAAAACGGGAUGUUCCGUUGCGAAAAAUGCAACAGAGAGUAUCCAGAAUUUAAAUACAGAUUCUUGGUUUCGAUGAACGUUUCCGAUAUGAGCGGCAGCCAAUGGGUGACGCUGUUUUCCGCGGAAGCCGAAAAAAUUCUCGCAAAAACCGCCCAAGAGAUAGGUGAGGCCAUGGAGCACGACCAGGAAAGCGUAGGCAAACUUUUCGACGAAGUGCAAUUCAAACAAUUCCUGUUUAAAAUAAGAGCCAAAAUGGAGUCCUACAACGACGAGCAGAAGCUAAGAAUGAUCGUUGUUAGCACCUCCCCGAUAACUUUCGAGGACCACAACGCCUAUUUAAUCAAGAAAAUCGAAGAAUUACGUGGAUGAUUUGUCAAAAUUUAAAUAAA
This is a messenger RNA of Zophobas morio, 1867 nucleotides long. RefSeq names its product replication protein A 70 kDa DNA-binding subunit-like. Gene Ontology annotation, biological process: meiotic cell cycle; DNA replication; nucleotide-excision repair. The record is from RefSeq and is a predicted model, not a curated record. Gene Ontology annotation, cellular component: nucleus; DNA replication factor A complex. The transcript has 9 exons. The coding region runs from base 72 to 1847 and encodes 591 amino acids. Gene Ontology annotation, molecular function: damaged DNA binding; single-stranded telomeric DNA binding. Lineage: Eukaryota; Metazoa; Arthropoda; Insecta; Coleoptera; Tenebrionidae.